Messenger RNA from Oreochromis aureus, 2956 nucleotides. It is a transcript of the gene ess2, whose product is annotated as ess-2 splicing factor homolog. The record is from RefSeq and is a predicted model, not a curated record. The transcript is spliced from 10 exons. NCBI's taxonomy places the organism in Eukaryota, Metazoa, Chordata, Actinopteri, Cichliformes, Cichlidae. Gene Ontology annotation, cellular component: catalytic step 2 spliceosome. The coding region runs from base 231 to 1661 and encodes 476 amino acids.
ACGUAAUCAUUCGGGCUGUGCGUUGUUUGUACGCUGGUGGCUAAAAGUCAGCUUAUGUGUUAUAGUUGGUGGCGUUGGGCAUUUUUAAGUGUCGGGUUUUUACGUUGUUGGUUAACUUUUUAAACGGUGUUAAUCCACUGAAAGAAACACCCUCUAAUAGCUUAAUUUUCGUCGCUAUUUGUAGUAGAAGAUUAUUUAGCCAUCCGGCUAGGAGGCUAACAGGGUCCACAAUGGAGGGCAGCGCCAGCGUGAGGAAAGCACUGUCCGGGACUCUCGUCCCUUUGGCGAUCUCAACAGUGGCUCUUCAACAGCAACCAGAGGAUAAGGAUAAGGGAACACUGAAGAGAAAAGUCCUGGAUGAGGAGGACUACAUUGAGAGCUUAGAGAAAAUUAUCCAGAGGGACUUUUUCCCAGAUGUGACAAAGCUGCAGGCACAGAAGGAAUAUCUUGAAGCAGAGGAAAAUGGAGACCUGGAGAGGAUGAGAGAAAUUUCCAUCCGAUAUGGAUCUUCGUUGACAAAAUCUACACCACAGUCUUCUGCACCAUAUGUGACGCCUGCUAGCUUUGAAACACCAGUGGGCCGGUCGGGAUCCCCUGCUUCCACUUAUUCUGCUAAAGCUGUAGAUGGAGAGAAGAGGGCUGACGACACAGAAGAAAAAACUCUGCCCAGCCUGGACCACUUCCUCGCUAAGAAUACCAGUGAGGAUAAUGCAUCUUUUGAACAGAUAAUGGAUCUGGCAAAAGACAAGGAGAAACUGAAGCAUGCCUGGUUGUAUGAGGCUGAGGCUGAAUUCAAACAGCGUCAUGAGGAGAACCUUGCCUUACCAUCAGUAGAGAAGGCAGCACUCGAAUGCACCAAAGCUGGACUGGAGACCUGGGAGUACAAAGCCAAGAAUGCCUUGAUGUAUUAUCCAGAGGGUGUUAAAGAUGAUGAUGCCAUCUUCAAAAAGCCAAGGGAGGUGGUUCACAAGAACACCCGCUUUGUUGGAGACCCAUUCAGCAAAGCUCUCAACAAGAGCCAGAUUCAGCAGGCAGCAGCUCUCAAUGCACAGUUCAAACAGGGUAAAGUAGGUCCUGAUGGGAAGGAGCUUAUCCCACAUGAAUCCCCAUCAAUGAAUGGAUAUGGUUAUGUAAAAACUCCAUCACCUGCACCUGGUGUAGCCGAGUCACCUCUGAUGACCUGGGGUGAGAUCGAGAGCACGCCAUUUCGUCUGGAUGGAUCAGACACCCCGUAUGUUGAGAGGAAUCAUGGACCUUCUUUUAAGAUCCCAGAACCAGGGAGACGAGAAAGGCUUGGUUUAAAGAUGGCCAACGAGGCUGCCGCUAAGAACCGUGCAAAGAAACAGGAAGCGUUACGAAAAGUCACAGAGAACCUUGCAAGCCUGACGCCUAAAGGUCUGAGCCCGGCCCUCUCGCCUGCCCUGCAGAAGCUCGUAAAUCGGACUUCCAGCAAAUACACAGACAAAGCACUGCGAGCAAGUUACACCCCAUCACCCUCACACAGACUCGCUGCAUGCAAGUCUCCCUUCGGGGGCCCGGCGACUCCUUCGGGAACGCCAACGCCGAACAAAGCAAAAACUCCAAUUUCUCAGGACGUCACGUCGCUCACAGACAAUCUGCUGCAGCUUCCCAAGAGACGGAAAGCAUCAGACUUUUUCUAAGAGCAGCGCCUCUCUGCUUGGAUUGUACAAAAAUAAGACUUAAUAUAUACAUUAAAGAGCACAUCAUUUUGCUGGAGGACUGGAAAAAGAAAUAAAUGGUGGAGCAGAGACUAUAAAAACUUUGAGCACUAAAAUGCAACAAAGGUCAUUGUAGGUCCAAGAGAAAUAAUUUGAAUGUCUGAAUUCUAUUUUUAUUUUAUUGUCUUUAUCUCGCAUGCAAGGGUUUUUUUGUUUGUUUGUUUUUUUAAACAGCUCCUGCUACUCUAACAGACUGACAUUCUCAACAGACAAUAUUUGCAUAUUUUAAAUCAUUUGUAUUGUCAUUGAACGUUUUUCCCAAAAAAUCACACCUGCAAAUGAGAUGACAUUUCAGAGUUUCUCUGCUUCACAGGAAUUACUCAAAAUAAUGUGUUGUUAUUACAGCAGGAAUCCCCGGCUGCUGUGUUUCCAAAUGGGAGAAGAAAAUGUGUUUUAUUAAAGCUUUUUUUGGGCUAAAAUCUGGGCUAAAAUCUGUGACAAUUCAUUAUCAGCUGAUAAUGAAUUGUCAGCUGUAUAGUGUUGCUCUCCCAUCUGUUGGUGCUAAAGGAGUCGGGUCAGGGUUCAAAUACAAAGACCUGUCAUGCUUUUAUGUUUUCAAAUAAUUCAGUCAGAAAUGCUUCAGUCUGGUUUGCUGUCAGAACUGAUGGUAAAGAGGCCUUUUUUUUGCAGUAGAUUUAAAGUGUCACCCUGUCAGUUGUGUGCAUCCUAGUUAAAGUUAACAUUUCAUUUGAUCUAAGUAUGUUUUAUCUCAAAGAAAAAGGUGCUUGUGUAGAGUUGCCACACCUUUUUCGUGUUCAUAUGUCCGUUUAAAGAAUGACUAGCCUGACUUAAAAAAAAAAAAAAAAUUGAUUUUUCCAUACUAGCCAAUGUUAGAGAUUCCUUCAGGACAGCACUAAGACAUGGCAGAGACAAUAUUUGCAUUUAAAAUAAAGCCAAUACGAAACUUCAGUCAAGUAGUUAUGAAAGCUUGUCAACAUUUCAAGUUGCUAUCUCAAGGUUCUGACUUACAGAUGGCAAGAAAAGUUUUUGUUUUUUGUUUAGUGGUGGAAAGGAGCUUCCAUAAGUAGGUGUCAUCUGACAACACAGCUAUUUUCGUACAAAGGUCUCCCCCUGUUUCCCCUUACCUCCAUCAUUUCUUGAUGGAGGUAAGGGUGAAUAAUAAAACGUCAUUAUUGUUUCAGCCGAAUGUUACUCCUUUUUAAUAAGCUACUGACUCUAAAUGAUGUUGUAUUAAAGUGGGAAGAGAUUACAUUCAA